AUGGUCCAAAAGCGGUGGCUCUACACGGCGGCUGCCUGCUUGGUGCUUUUUUUUUGGAGGUCGGCCGACUGGAGCGCGCCCAGUCCGACGCUGCGCCUCCGACUGGAGCGGCCCACCGCGGAGCGGCCGACCGAGCCGACCGAGCUGACCGUUCCGCCGGAGGUGAAGGUGAAUGAGGCCUUCGAGCAGAUCCGCCUUGCUCGUGUGCCACCCGCGGAGGAGCUGCUGACGCCGCCCUUCGCCGCGCUUCCCGCGGCGCGCGCGCCGGCGGAGAACAACGGGCGGACGCUGGUGAUCGUCGCAUUCGAGCGAAGCCCCAGGAGUACGAAGAAUGUGGAGUUUUUGUUGCAGCAGGUGGUCGGUGGGCCGAGAGCGCAGGAGAUGGAUUUUAUCUUUGUGGACACGUCCAGAGAGGGCCCCUUCCGUUGUUUUCCCGACUUGCCGAAUGUGCACUACGUGCACCGACCACGCGUGGGAUUGGACAUCUGCUCCUACAAGACAGGUUUGGCCAUCGUUCCUCCUGGGCUUUACAAGUAUGUGGUGCUCAUGAACGGCUCCGUCCGCGGGCCCUUCAGCCACUCAAGCGAUUUUCUCAAGCCCUUCAAGGAUCAGCUGAACGCGCGUACACCGGUGGUGGGCACCUCGGUGAACUGCGGGCCGCGGUUGCAUGUGCAAUCCAUGUUCUUCAUGCUGAACUCCGUCGGAACCGAGCUGAUGAACGCCACUCUGAGCUGCGAUAUCCCACACCAUGGCGCAGCGAUGCGCGGACCGCACGGGGAGCUCAACAUGUCCAGCAACGCCACUGGGUGGCGAGAAGGGGUGUUGCAGGCAGGCUACAACUUGGGGGCCACCCAGUUGAUGUGGCGACACCAGGACGUGACCAACAACACGGUGGUGAGGUGGGGGAGUCCGCCCGGUUCGCUUCGCGACCGACCCAGUAGCUUCGGUAGACCGAGCCAGUAG
This is a messenger RNA of Durusdinium trenchii, 963 nucleotides long. NCBI's taxonomy places the organism in Eukaryota, Dinophyceae, Suessiales, Symbiodiniaceae. The record is from the annotation of a GenBank genome assembly.